Messenger RNA from Paramecium sonneborni, 639 nucleotides. The record is from the annotation of a GenBank genome assembly. Lineage: Eukaryota; Ciliophora; Oligohymenophorea; Peniculida; Parameciidae.
UUAUUAUGAAUCGAUUUUAGAAAUGGGAAUUUUGCUUAGGGUAAUGUAAAAAGUGAUAAAAAAAUUAGUAUUUAUGAAAAUAGAGCUGAUAUAAAUGAAUAAAGGUAAAAGAAAUAUGAUGAAUAUUCUAAAUUGAAAAUGAAUGUAAAAACGACAGAGGAUGAUAAAAAUGAAAUAAUGAAAGAUAUUAAUAGAACUUAUUAGGAAAUGGGAUCAUUUCAUUUGGAAUAAAACAAAAACAUAAUGUGCAAUGUGUUAUUAUUAUGGUGUAGUUAAAGUUUAUCUUAUCGUCAAGGUAUUAAAAACAUUUAAAUGUUAGGAAUGAAUGAGAUUGUAGGAGUAAUAUUUUAUACACAUGUAUAAUCAUUUUAAGAUUGUCAAGAGUAAAAUGCAACCAAGAUAGAGAAUGAUAUUUAUUGGGUUUUUAAGACAAUAAUGGAUGAGGGAGAUCAUAAAUAAAAUUUUAAUUAUUCAUCUCAAAUGCCUAUAGAUAGAAUAUCUUUGAUAAGAUACAUAAAGGAUUUGACAAUGAAUAAAUUGAAAUAUGUUGAUGAAUAGUUAUUUUAAAUAUUUGAAUAGAAUCAAAUAAGUACAGAAAUAUUUUUGAUGAAAUGGAUUAAAGUAUGAUAUGAUUUAGAU